Molecule: messenger RNA, 3674 nt
Organism: Oxyura jamaicensis (ruddy duck)
Lineage: Eukaryota; Metazoa; Chordata; Aves; Anseriformes; Anatidae
Product: protein-glucosylgalactosylhydroxylysine glucosidase-like
Exons: 16
Coding region: 936-3059 (707 amino acids)
Biological process (GO): carbohydrate metabolic process
Molecular function (GO): catalytic activity
Source: RefSeq, a predicted model, not a curated record
GAAGGACCAGAGGGAUCAGUGGGAUGGCUGCACAGCAGCUGCAAUGCCCGUGGGGUCCGCAGGGCAAUUGCAUGCUGCUGCGUCUAAUGCAACGGAGUGUGCUCAUCUGCCCUCCCUGCCCUUUCCAGGCUGUCAGGUGAACACCUUUUGGGGCUGUGGAAAGGAGAUUUGGGUAAGCACAGCAGUUUCUACCAACAGCAGACCAAGCUGGCUGCUCUCUAGGUCUGCUUCUAUUGCUCUGUAUUUCUCGGUCACGAUACUCGCUGGGAAGCGUGACUGUCCUUCAGUCAGCAGCGAGACUCAGGCUUGGGCCCACAGAGUUUCCAGAAGCAGCUGUGCCUGACUUUCAAAUGACUUUGAGGUGGGAAGAGCAACGCGCAGCAGCCUCUGCCAUUUUUGGCACACAAGCACAGCACUUAACCCGUUGUGCUGUCACUUUUAUUUCUUAUUUGGCUUGAAGAAGAGUCUUCAGGCCUGUUAAACACUUCAUUGCAGACCUCGGAAAUGCAGCUUGGGGUAAACUCCACAAGCAAAGGCUGGCGGUGAAACCCACCCAGGGUUUUUGGCGUAAAGCCCAUUUUUUUUGGAACUCCUUUCACCCAGCCCAGGAGGGUCUGUGCAGCUGAAGCAGCUGCUGUUUUGGUGGGCAAUCGUCCCCAGUGCCAAAGGAAGGAAUGGUGGAAGGACCAGCUCAGCUCUGUGGGGGCAGCAGACCUUCCCUGCCCAGGAGGACACCUGCUUUGGGGCCUAGGUCAGCAACACGAUGCGUUUGUGCCUUCCUGUGGCUGCUGCGUUUGAUGGAGAGCACGAGCAUGUCUGCAGAGCAGCAGCCAUCUCCCUUUGCUACAGGACAUAUGGGAUGAAUUUGGCCACUGCAGCUGGCAAUUGCAAAAUCUAUUUUUCUGCUCGCGUAUAAAGCCGGACUGUGACAUGAGAUGCUUGGACUGGUAAAAAUGACUGAUGGCAAGGAGGACCCUGCUGUGUUCACCACCACUUGUUUGCCCUCAGACCAGCGUCUACUUGCUACGGUGACCAAUGCGUACCUCGGCACCCGUGUGUACCGUGACAUCCUCCACGUCAACGGGGUGUACAACGGAGCGGUGGGCGACACGCACCGUGCUGACGUCCCCAGCCCCCUCAGUGUGAGGAUGACUGUGCCUGGUGCAGACAGCCUGGCUGAGACCUUCACCCUGAACACCCGGACGGGAACCUUCAGCCAUGUGCUUCAGUCAACCGAUUAUACAGCCACCCAUCAAAUCUACGCUCACCAUUCCCUUGUUCACUUGAUGGCUUUCAGCAUCACCAUCCGGCGGUCAGCUCACACUGGCCAACCCAUCACAGUGCAGCUCCAGACUCCUUUUGUGCCAAAGAGCCAGGACUUGGACCUGUACCAAGGAGAGGACUUCCAGGGAGCACACUAUGUCUAUGGGAAGACGCUGGUUCCUGAGGUAGAGGGGGGACCCCGGCCCACUAUUCAUAUGCUCUGGACUCCUGUGCCACAAGCCCUGACCUUGCGUGGGGAGGAGCAGGAGCGAUCCUGGGAGUUCCUGACAGCAGUGGCUGAAAGCGAAGAGGAGGUGAAGAGGAGCUACAGCGAGGGGCUGGCCCUCAUUGCCUCUGGCUCCCUGCAUUCCUCCCACACCCGUGCCUGGGACACACUGUGGCGAGGGUGCUGCAUCGACCUGGAUGGCCCUCUGCUUCUAAGGCAGGCCCUCUACGGGUGUCUGUAUUACCUACUGAGCGCCAUCCCUCCCCGGGACAGCCCGGGUUUCCUAUUCCAUGGCAUCAGCCCUGGCGGCUUGUCCAACGGUACCCGGGGCGAGGACUACUGGGGGCACGUCUUCUGGGACCAGGACACCUGGGUGUUCCCGAACAUCCUGCUGUUUUACCCUGAGGCUGCCCGAGCCAUUUUAGAGUACCGAAUUCGCAUGCUGGAAGGAGCCUUACGCAAUGCAGAGGAGCAAGGCUACAAGCAGGGUGCUAAGUUCCCAUGGGAGUGUGCAGCCACUGGCCAGGAGGUGUGUCCUGAGGACAUCUAUGGAGCCCAAGAAAUUCACAUCACUGGGGAUGUUUUGAUGGCCUUUGAGCAGUAUUAUUACACCACGCAGGACCAGAAGCUGUUCAGGGAGAAUGGAGGAUGGAAGCUGGUGGGGGCCGUGGCUCAGUACUGGUGCAGCAGGAUGGUGUGGAGCGAGGAGGAGCAAUGCUACCACAUCAGAGGUGUCAUGCCCCCAGAUGAAUAUCACUACCAGGUUGAUAACUCUGCUUACACCAAUGCCUUGGCCCAGCGGAGCUUACGUUUUGCAGCUGACAUUGCUCAAGACCUCUCGAUCCCUGUGCCAGAGGAGUGGGUGGAAUGUGCCAACAAAGUCAAAGUGCCCUUUGAUAUGGAGAAGAAAUAUCAUCCUGAGUACGAUGGUUACAGCCCAGGUGAGCCUGUGAAACAAGCUGAUGUUGUCUUGCUUGGAUUCCCUCUGAUGCACUCCAUGAGCCCUGAGGUCCGGAGGAAUGAUCUGGAGAUGUAUGAACCUGUCACUGAGCUGAAUGGGCCAGCCAUGACCUGGAGCAUGUUUGCAGUGGGCUGGCUGGAGUUGAAGGAGAUGCAGAGGGCACAGAGCCAACUGAACAAGUGUUUCAGCAACAUCAUGGAGCCCUUCAAGAUCUGGGUGGAGAAUUCAGAUGGAUCUGGAGCUGUGAACUUCUUGACAGGGAUGGGUGGAUUCUUGCAAGCUGCCCUCUUUGGUUACACAGGGUUCAGGCCACGGUGGAUAUCACCGUGGAUCACAAAGACCAGCCUUCUCUUCAACCCCUCGUGUCCUGAUGACGUCCGCAAGUUGAAAGUCACCGGUAUCUCCUACUUGGGGAACAAACUGAAGUUCACCAUCACCACGGAAGAGAUCAGGAUUAAAGUGACUGAAUCUCCCCUUGACCCUCCUGCGCUGCCCCUGGAGGCAGUGCUGGAGGAGUCAGGGCAGCGGUUUCCCCUGGGUGAAGGGCAGAGCAUCUCCUUCCCCACUGCAGCUGGAUGGAUUCAGAGGUUACCCACCAAGGUGCAUUAAAGCCUGGCUCAUCUGGGUUUUGCAUGAUGGGGACUAAAAUCCUGAGAGGAAGAAGGAUGAGGCAUUCUUGUGGUGUUCUGGCCUGUGCCAUAAAACUUUUGCCCCUGUGGGACUGUGUAUGCUUUGUUUUUUGGGCCUGGUGAAGGUAUGUGGAGCACUCACCACACUGGGCUGGCAGCAACUCUUUAAGUGAAGCUGAGCAUCCUUGUCCACAGUGGGGGCACUGAGCCCCUUGUCCCCACUUCACAGGCUGUCCCCAUCUCUCCCUUAGAGGGGACAACACCAAACCUAAAAGCCACGUCCUUUGCAUGAGGAGAGAACGGUGGAAUGGGUGAGCUCAGUUUGAAAUGCAUUCCCUGAGCGGCCUGCAGAUGCUAAACCCUGAGAAAGCAGCAGGUGCUCUUCCUGCUGUGCUUCUCAAAGGGUUUUGCAGGCUUGGCCAUGGCUGCUUUGUCACAUCAAUCCACAGCAACAGCCAGCAGAAAGAGGAGGAUCCCUUGGCCUCUGUUGUUUCAAGUGCCAAGCACCAGCACCCCGAAACCUUGACACCCCUGUACUGAGAAAUGCUGCUGGGGCAAUGUGAUGAGGUGUGGACAAAGGCAAGGCUGAAACUGA